Messenger RNA from Phyllopteryx taeniolatus (common seadragon), 2600 nucleotides. RefSeq names its product Ras association domain family member 8b (gene rassf8b). The record is from RefSeq and is a predicted model, not a curated record. The transcript has 8 exons. Bases 30 to 1337 code for a protein of 435 amino acids. Gene Ontology annotation, biological process: signal transduction. Lineage: Eukaryota; Metazoa; Chordata; Actinopteri; Syngnathiformes; Syngnathidae.
UUGUGGUGUGAAGGAAUGAGGGCGUCUGGAUGAAGGCCAUGGAGCUGAAAGUGUGGGUGGACGGCGUGCAGCGCAUCGUGUGUGGCGUUACCGAGUUCACCACUUGUCAGGAAGUGGUCAUCGCGCUUGCUCAAGCCAUCGGCCGCACAGGCAGGUACACCUUGAUUGAGAAAUGGAGGGAGACGGAGCGCCACCUGGCCCCCCACGAGAACCCCGUGGUGUCGCUCAACAAGUGGGGCCAGUACGCCAGCGACGUGCAGCUCAUCCUCCAGCGGACCGGCCCGUCCGUCAGCGAACGAGACCCCUCGGAUGGGCUGGCCCGCGGGUCCGACCGCGCCUUCUACCGCCAGAGCCUGCCCCCGCUGGCCAAGCUGCGCCCGUCGGUGGCUGACCGUUCGCUCAAGCGCAGGGAGCCCAAACGCAAGUCUCUGACCUUCAGCGGAGGAGCGAGAGGUCUGCGGGAGAUAUUUGGAAAAAGCCGAGAUACGGAAGCAGCUAAGCUCGCCCAGCAGCGCGGCGUGAGCUUGAACCUGAACCGGGUCGUCGGGGGCGGCAGCGGGGGGUCCUCGGCGGCGGGGAGUCCGGCCCGAGAGCUGGGCCGACUGGUGCAGCUGCAGAGAGACAAACUGCAAGUCCUGGAAAGCCGCCUGCUGGGCUGCGAGGCCGAACUGCGGGAAUGGGAGGAGGCCGGCGAGGAAGGAUGCCUAGAAGAGGAGCUGCUGGUGUUGGAACAGCAGGCGAGGAGGAACGAUGCCGAGAUGGACGAGGAGGAGUUCUGGCAGAACGAGCUGCACAUCGAGCAGGAGAGCGAGCGGCAACUCCGGCAACAGCUGGCUGAGCUGCAGGCCCGCGUACGCGACUGCGAGGCCAAGCUUUCGGAAUACUUAGCACGCAUUCAGAGCAUGGAGAGUGGCCUGGAGCAAGAACGUCUGCUGCAGGACGACGAGCUGUAUCACAUGAUCAAUGAGGAGGAGGUGGAGGCCCAGCUGGAGAAGGUGACAACCGAGCUGGGCAUGCAGAGCCACCACACGGCUCGCCUGGAGAGCAGUUGCAGGGCAUUGGAACGUUCGCUCGGCCAGUCCGGCAAGAGACUACAGGAGAAGGAGCAGGAGCUGGAGCAGCUGACCAAAGAGCUUCGCCAGGUCAACCUGCAGCAGUUCAUUCAGCAGACGGGCACCAAGGUGACCGUGCUGCCAGCUCAGCAACCUGCGGGGGACGACGACGACGACAACAAUGACGAGGAUUGCGCCUCUCUGAGACGCCUCCUACCCAGCGACCUGCGCUCCCUGCAGAGCACCACAUCCUCCGGACUCAACCCUGAAGGCAUCUACGUUUGAAAAGCGGUAACCGUUAGACGAUAUUUUGAUGGUAAGUUAGGCUGAUGUCACCCAAACUCUCGUGCAAGUAAUUGAACCUGAGUGGAACUGGAGUCCCAUCUUUUCUGAGCUACCUUUAGGACUUCAAAUGAUGUCAAUACGCAGUGCAUUUGCAACUCUUCAUAUCUGUUCAAAUGCUGUAUAUAUAAAAAGAAGACAAGUCAGGCCAGCAGAUGUAUUUUUGUUGACUACGGAAAUGUUUUUUUUUUGUAUUGGAAUGCUAAAAAAAACCAAUAGCAGAGAAUCUUAUCAGGAUGUCAGCAAUGCAUACAUGCACGAUCAUGCACAACCAUAAUAUUUGAUUGCCUUACUCUGAUGUGCUGAAAGCGCACAUCAAGUGAACUCACAGUAGGUAGAGCCGCAUCGUUUUUUACUUGAGGAAAAAAUGGGUUUCGCACCAAUUCAGGGAAAUUCUUAGACGUCAGUUUUAUUUUGUAUUGAUUUGAAGUUUGAAGAAAAAUGAAGGAAACCGGGAAACUGAUUUUAGUUCUGUUGUGCAUCAAAGAUUUAGCGUCACUCAAGUUAGCUUUGCAAUUUCCGAGAGCCAUUAAUAUCUGCUUUUUGUUCCAGUCUUAACACUUUAUCCUUUAGUUCCCAAACGAGAGGACAUUUCAAGCCUAUAGGCUUGAACAUCCCAGAUUGGCCACGAGGUGGUAGCAAAACCAAGAUUAUGCAGACUGACGUUUUUGAAUAAUCACACUCCAUUCACUUUGAAAUAACUAGCAUUAAACUGCAUCCUAACGUGUCUGUUGUGUUGACUAAAGCAGGGACUCUGUAGUGUUUUUAUCCAAACAAAAGAUGUCUACUAUGAACCAAAGCUAGUGUGACAAAACAUGAAAUAAAAAGGUUAGAUGAAUGUAUUUUUUAUACACCCUGGACAGCAUCCAUUUGAUUCAAACAACAGUGAAGAAAUCCACUAUAGUGUCGUCGUUAUAGUAGUGACUGACUGGAGCACUGUAACUUACUAAUAAGAGAAUAUUGGCAUGCCUUACCGCGAAGAAACUGUAAAAUGUAAAUAACAUUUUAAGAUGCACUACUUGGAAAGUGUGCAUUGAAUAGAACCCAUAAUAUGCACACACACACACACACAAAAAUGCUUUGAAGGGUGAUUCAAAAAAAUGAAGCCGCAGCAAAGCUGGGUAUGUUUUUCCACAUGUACAAAUGUUGCCUGUUAUGGAGUGCUGUUGUGCCAUCUGUUGAUUUUAAAUAAAAUGUGCAAAUACU